This is a messenger RNA of Drosophila mauritiana, 940 nucleotides long. RefSeq lists its product as uncharacterized. Lineage: Eukaryota; Metazoa; Arthropoda; Insecta; Diptera; Drosophilidae. The record is from RefSeq and is a predicted model, not a curated record.
AUGCCUGCGACUCCGCCGAGGAUUCGGAGUGUGCCACCCGACCGGGGCAGCAGCUGGAAGUAGGAGUGCCAGCAGACGGGCGACGAGUGUGUCACCUCCAUAUCGGCGGGAUUAACGCGACGCGGCUGCCUGGCGCGGCUGUAUCCCAAUGGCUAUUGUGCCGCUCCAUGUGACCGGUGCAAUACGAGCCUGUGCAAUCGGCACGUUUAUCCCGCGGAUCGAUUGCGCUGCUAUCAGUGCAGCGGAUCGGAUUGCAUCGAUGUGGCCAGUCGGCCGCAGUAUCUGCUGCCGUGUCCGGUCUACCGGGAGGAUGACAGGUGCUACACGAACGUAGUCCACUUAUCCAACACCCUGCGCGGCUGUGAGCACACCAAUUUGCCGACAACCUGUCCGCACGUCUGCCUGAAGUGCAAUUACAACGGUUGCAAUGCAGAGAAGACCGUCACGGAAUCACGCUGCCUUCAGUGCACCCACAAUCGAUUGGCCCCCAAUCCGGACUGCCUGCGGGACCAGGAUCCACGGACGGCGCCGGAGGAGGAGCAGCCCAAGUGCUCGUUGAGCAACUCAACUGUGACGCACUGCGUCAACAAGGUGAUGUACGGGCACAGGGAGAACUGCUUCAGCUACCGCAACACCCAGACGGAGGUCCUCCAGAGGGGCUGCUCCACCGCCAUGGGAUUCUAUCCCACCGGCGAGCUAACCGAGUGCCACGGUGAAUUCUGCAACGCCAAUUGCCAGGACAUUGUCUGCGCCGCAUGCAAUUCCACCGCGAAUCCUGGCUGCCGUGCUGGCCGCAAUUUGCCAACGGAAAAGUGCGCAGCGGGCACCACGGCCUGCUAUUCCUGCGAGCAAGGUUAGGGUGAGUGGGGAAUCUCGACCAGGAAUGGCCCACUCAAAAUGUCCGUUAUUCAUUAGGAAAUAAAGCUUGUUAAGCAAUGCA